Messenger RNA from Trichobilharzia regenti, 1922 nucleotides. The record is from the annotation of a GenBank genome assembly. NCBI's taxonomy places the organism in Eukaryota, Metazoa, Platyhelminthes, Trematoda, Strigeidida, Schistosomatidae.
GGAAAUAUGAGAAUUAGCCUAAUUUACUGGAAGGCAUGAAAAUUAGACAAUGUUUGCAUAACAGACAGUGAAUGUUGUAUUCGUAUCAACAACGACUGUGAAAUUCACGCAGAAAUUCAAACGGGUCGCUUCAGCCGCGAGGCUUGUAUUAUCACCGAUAACAAUGCCAAAUAUCAAAGUGUUUUCUGGUAGCUCCAACCAGGAUUUGGCUCAAAAAAUAGCUGACCGUAUUGGUUGUCGAUUAGGAAAAGUAACUUCCAAAAAAUUCAGCAAUCAGGAGACAAGUGUCGAGGUUGGAGAAUCAGUACGUGGAGAGGAUGUAUAUAUCAUACAGACUGGCGGCGGAGAAGUUAAUGACAAUCUAAUGGAACUGCUUAUAAUGAUAAAUGCCUGUAAAAUCGCUUCUAGCUGUAGAGUUUCAGCAGUUAUCCCGUGUUUUCCGUAUGCCAGACAAGACAAAAAGGAUAAAUCACGUGCUCCAAUCUCUGCUAAAUUAGUUGCUAACAUGCUGUCAGUUGCUGGAGCUGAUCACAUAAUCACAAUGGAUUUACAUGCUAGUCAAAUUCAAGGCUUUUUUGAUAUUCCAGUGGAUAAUUUAUACGCAGAACCAGCAGUUAUAAAGUGGAUUAAAACAAAUAUACCAGAAUGGAAAGAUUGUUGUAUUGUUAGCCCAGAUGCUGGUGGUGCUAAAAGGGUGACUUCAAUUGCCGAUCAGUUGAAUGUUGACUUUGCACUUAUUCAUAAGGAAAGAAAACGAGCCAAUGAAGUAGAUCGUAUGGUCCUUGUCGGUGAUGUAAGCAAUCGUGUAGCCAUACUUGUUGAUGAUAUGGCAGAUACUUGUGGAACAAUAUGCACUGCAGCAGACAAAUUAAUUGAAGCUGGUGCGGAACGAGUUUAUGCAAUAUGCACGCAUGGUAUAUUCUCUGGUCCAGCGUUGGAUCGAAUUAAUAAGUCAGCUUUUGAAGCUGUUGUUGUAACAAACACGCUACCACAAGAAGAAAAUAUGCGUAAAGCACCUAAAAUACAAUGUAUCGAUGUAAGCACAAUGCUGGCUGAAGCGAUCCGUCGAACACACAACGGUGAAUCUGUCUCCUAUCUAUUCAAUCAUGUCCCAUUAUAAAGAACAAAACUAAACAAAACGACAUCUUAUAACUAUAAUUCUGCACAGAUUUAAUUCCAUUUUUUCAAUGUACUAAUUCAACCAUUUUAUAUAAUAAUACUAAUAAUAAUAAUAUUAAAAUUAAUACAAUAAUAACAUCUCUUGUUCAUAAAAAGACAUCGAUUCAAAUAAUUAUUCUUCUAACUGUUAUCUCAAAAUUCCCCCCCCCCCCAUUUAGUCCAUCUUCCUUGGUGUGUGUGUGUUUUAUGCCCACCAACACGAUGAGUUCCUUUUGUUUCAGUGUGUAUGUAUGUAUGUAUGCAUGAAUGAAUGAAUGAACGCGUGUCUUUGAAGAAUACCUUUCAAAACUUUGUUGUCUCUGUCUUCAUCUCUUUUUCCAUAAAUUUGUCAUUCGUGUCAUUCAUUCAGUGUGAAUCUCCAAAUAUCUAAUGAAAAUUAAAUUAAUAUAAGCGAAAUUUCCACAGUAUACCCUACCCCCACCCCUACUACAGUGUGACAGAGUUUUGUUAUAAGUCGCCGCCACCGCUGACGUCGACGAUGAAUGAUUUCAUUGGCAAUCAUUGGUUAGAAAGAAUGUUUCUUCUCCUUCUUCUUCUUCUUCACAUCUUCAAUCAAGUUCUAUAUGUCUAUUAGAGUCGAUAAACUAUCCUUUUUUUCUUAGUUUGUUAUUAUUAUCAUCAUGAUUUUCUUGUUCUGUCGUCGUCGUUAUUGUUGUUUUUUUUAAAGGAAAGAAAUUGUUUACAACUCUGGUGUUAUUUUGUUUUGAUUUAUUUAUUUUAAAAAAAUUUUUAUUUAUGCUUCA